This is a messenger RNA of Rubroshorea leprosula, 1544 nucleotides long. The record is from the annotation of a GenBank genome assembly. Lineage: Eukaryota; Viridiplantae; Streptophyta; Magnoliopsida; Malvales; Dipterocarpaceae.
GGGAGGUAAUGAAUCUCUACGCUUCUCUCUCUGCAAUUACUCCUCGAGAGCAUCUCUCUCUAGAAUACUGAGUAUUGCUGACUUGAGCGUCGGAGUGUUUUCCUCGAGGAAACAACCUCGGGAUUUUCAGGUGUAGAAGCAGCUGAGAACUUCAACAGUGUUGGACUGCGAAGCUGCCGAAACAAAUAGAAAAAACGGAAAGUAAAAACUAAAAGUAAUUGAAAAUAAAUUUGAGUUACUACAAAAUUGAUAAGAGACUAAGCUUCAAUAUGGAUUUUGGUACGCAUGCCAUGAGUUUGAGACUACCGUUAGGCAAGUGCUUCUCAAGCUUCAACAUGGAGGAAGCAGUGUGCAAUCAUGGGUUUUUCAUGAUGUCUCCCAAUGUCUGGAUUCCUUCCACCAAAUCUCUCACACGUCCUCUCCGCCUCUCCAACUCCAUCGAUUCUGCAACCGUUACCAUCUCCCACCCUCCCAACUUCCCCUUUCUCCUCAUUAAAGUAGACCAAAAUCUCUCCUCCCCUGACCAACAAUCUAUACUGGAACAGGUUGCGAGGAUGCUUAGGAUAUCACAGAAAGACGAGAGACAUGUGAGGGAAUUUCACGAAGUCCAUGCCUCUGCUAAGAACAGAGGUUUUGGUAGAAUUUUCCGGUCGCCUUCCAUCUUUGAAGACGCUAUUAAGUCUAUCCUCCUCUGUAACUGCACGUGGGAUAGGACAUUGCACAUGGCUCGUACACUCUGCCAACUUCAAGCAAAACUAACAUGCAAAACUAAGAAACGAGGCAAAAGGAAGCGAAGUGAGCCACGCAUGGGGAAUUUUCCAAAUGCAAAAGAGCUGGCUAGGCUUGAUGAGGGUUUCCUGAAAAGGCAUUGCAAUCUCGGAUACAGGGCAAAUUAUGUGAUUGAAUUAGCUAGAAAUGUGGACAGCGGAAAACUUAGGCUGGAGGAAUUUGAAGAAGCAACUUGUCAUGAGCAAGUGUUCAGACAAAUGAUGAAGAUCAAUGGGUUUGGUCCUUUUGCAUGUUCCAAUGUACUCAUGUGCAUCAGAUUUUAUCAGAAGGUUCCAGCGGAUACCGAAACCAUAAGACACUUGAAGAAAGUACAUGAUAGGGAAGGAUGCUGCAAAGGAACAGUUGAAAAGGAUGUGGAGCAAAUUUAUGGAAACUAUGCACCUUACCAGUGUUUGGCAUAUUGGCUGGAGCUGUUGGAAGACUAUGAAAAUCAGUUUGGGAAGCUGAGCAAGUUGGAGAGUUGCAAAUAUCACAAAGUGACUGGUGGCCUGGGCUUGAGGGGCAAAAGCAACAAAACAAAAUGAGAGAUCUUAAUUCAAUGCUGGUGCUGUUGACAACAAGACCCAUCAUUUUUUGAUAUUGGACAUUUGGGGUAGGUUAAAAAUAUGUUUUUUUUGCUGAAAAAGGAAACGAUAUGUUCAGGGCGUGUUUAGAAACAGGAGUUGGUAUAGAACACUCUCACCAGGUUGUACAAGGAACUUCCACCCGACCUCUAUGAAAUUCACAAUUUCUAUUAAGAAAAUUUUGAUUUGGUU